Cuscuta campestris is the source of this 3006-nucleotide messenger RNA. Lineage: Eukaryota; Viridiplantae; Streptophyta; Magnoliopsida; Solanales; Convolvulaceae. The record is from the annotation of a GenBank genome assembly.
AAAUAAUCUUAGACUUAAAACCGAGUCAUUUUAUUUGGUGAUGGAGUACCCUUGAUUCGGUUCUGCGGUUGGUUUCCAUUUUUUCUGGCUGUCAUGUUCGACAAGCUCUGAAGCCGCUUGGGAUAGGGCCGCCGCCUCCGCCGCCGCGCAUCCACCAAACCGCCGUCCGGGACAUAUUAAUACCAGCCUGCUGUUGCAGAACCGCGACGGACAACUCAAUAAUGCGGCUAAUGGUUAGGUCAGGGUGCCAAAAUGCCAAAAGCUUGAUCUCCCCAUCGCCCACCAACAGCAAUAACAACAAUAACCUCUUCUUCUUCCUCUUAUACUCCACCUCCACCGCCGGCGCCACCAGAGCCGCGGCCGUCGAGUCGUUAUCUUCAUCCCAUCCGUACACUCUUUUUUCGCACGAGUGCCUUCAUUCAUCAGCUCCGCUCUCCAAUCCUACUCAAACGUCAAAUACCUGCGAAUUUCACACAAAGGACGUGGUUUUGACGUUCAAAGAUUGGUUCUUGAGCAGGGAGAACACGAAUUUCGACCGAAUCUACGAUAUCUUACGAACUAAAGACGAACCAUCGGCCGAUUUAGCUUUGAGCCGCUUCAAUCUCCGUCUGUCGGAAACGUUAGUUCUAGGUAUUUUGAACCACGAGAAGGGUCGAGAUGUGCUAUCCUGCUUGAAGUUCUUUGAUUGGGCGGGUCGCCAGCCUGGGUUCUUCCAUACCCAGGCCACGUUCGCUGCCAUUUUCAAGAUUCUCUCGAAAGCCAAGCUCAAUAACUUGAUGCUUGAGUUCUUGGAGAAUCACGGCAAUCAGAGAUAUGUCCACAGAUUAAGAUUCCACAACACUUUGGUGAUUGGGUACUCCAUUGCAGGGAAACCGGAUCUCGCACUCCAGGUGUUCGGCAAAAUGCGAUUUAGUGGCACCAAUUUAGACUACUUUGCUUAUCAUGUCCUUCUCAAUGCGUUAGUGGAUGAUGGGUUCUAUGAUGCUUUUGAGAUGAUUCUAAAGGAGAUAAAGACCAACGGAUUCCAGAAUGCAGUCACCAAUUCAAUAUUCAUGAAGAGUCUAUGUAAGAGGCGUGAGCUGGACAAGGCCGAAGCUUAUGUUAGGGGUUUGUUAGGAGAUGGUGGGGUUGGGUUGAAUGGGGUUGUAGUGGCCACUGUUGUGGAUGCUCUUUCAAAGGAAAGACACAAACUCUCCCGACCUAACAACGACCUUCUCAAAGCGUUCAGACCAAACCAGAUGGAGAACAGACUUGAAGAGGUUUAUGAUUGGUUAUUGGAGAUGAAAGACCAAGGUAUAUCUCCAGAUGAGGUCACCAUGAAUGUCACUUUAUGUUUCUUGUGCAAAGUGGGAAUGGUUGAAGUCGCCCUUGAACUGUAUGAUGCAAGAGCAGAGUUUCAUCUCUCUGUCAACAGUAUGGCUUAUAACUAUCUCAUAAACACUCUAAUGGGUGAUGCAAGCAAUGAUGACGCCUCCCGUGUGCUGAGGAAUGCAAUCGAACAAGGUUAUUUUCCAGGCAGAAGGACACUAUCCAUCAUUGCAAAUUCUCUUUGUAAAGAGGGGAAGCUCGACAGGGUAAAUGAGUUGAUUGUUGCUGCUCUUGACCACAAUCAUACCCCCAGUGACAUGAUGUAUAACAGGUUCGUAUCAGCUUUAUGUAGAUCAAACCGAGUUCAAGAUGGGUUCUUGCUACACGAGCAACUCAGCCGGUAUAAUAGGGUUACGAGCAGGAAUACUUACUUUGACUUAAUUACUGGGUGUGUCAAGACGAGUAGGGCAGACAUUGCAGCAAGACUACUUAUAGAAAUGCAAGAAAAUGGCCACACACCUACCCGUGAAUUAUUCAGAGAUGUUAUUCACUGUUUAUGUCAACUGAACAAUCCAGAACAGCAAUUAUUCAGGUUCAUGGAAUUGCAGUUGACCCGGUUUGAACCUAGUGUUGCCAAUUACAAUUUCUUCAUUGAUGGAGCCGGGCAUGCUGGAAAACCUGAGCUUGCCAGAGAAGUAUAUGAAAUGAUGGAGAGAACUGGCACAUUGCCAACUCUGAAUUCUCACAUACUGCUGUUGCAUAGUUAUUUGAAAAAUGGAAGGAUUUCAGAAGCUUUAAACUUCUUUUACGAUUUAACCAAAGAGGCAGGAAAAGUUUCUCGGAAGAUAUGGCACUGCAUGAUUGUGGGCCUUUGCAAAAAAAACAAGCCACAGCUUGCAUGGGAUAUAUUCUGGAAGAUGAGGGGUGAAGGGAGGAUGCCAACUAUGGAAUCUUAUGAGGAACUUGUGAGUUUGCUUUGCUCUCACAGGGAGUAUUAUUUUGCUUUAACUGUUGUCGAUGACUUGAUUCAAAGUGGUCGAAAACUUUCCUCGUUUAUCGGCAAUGUGCUUCUGUUACAUUGUUUAAGGACUCGAAAAAUUUAUGAUGUUUGGCGGAUUUCAAGGAAUGAUCAAAACACAACACUUAAGAGUUUGAGAUUAGGGGAGCUGCUAGCGGUAUUUUCAGGUUGUAGUAAUGCAGACCUGGAUAUUAACCAAGUUGAAGGAUUGAUCCAGGAGUGCUUCCCUCUUGAUAUAUACACCUACAACAUGUUAUUGAGAAGCCUAAGCAGGUGUGGGAUUGAUUUUGCUUCUGGUUACUUUAAUUCUUUAAGACAAAAAGGGUAUGAGCCAAACAGGUGGAGUUAUGAUAUCAUAGUGCAUGGUUUGGUAAAACGCCGUCGGACUUCUGAAGCUAGAAGGUGGAUCGAGGAAAUGCUUGGCAAAGGGUAUAAUAUAACAGAGGGGACUGAGCGCUUGCUCUGGUUAUGUUCAUAAGAUACCAGUUCGCUUAAACAAAUCGCUCUUCCUAACGCUGUUUGUAGCUUGGGAUGCUGGAGUGGGCUGAGAAAUUGAUUGAAAAAACUUGGGCAUAUAUCCGCAGUGACCUUUCAGCCUGGAAGAAAUUUCUUCGGGGUGCCCAUGCCAUUAAUAAAUAGCGUGCACAGCUAGCUUUGAAGACUAAAUUUCUAGUGCCUUC